UGUAAGCAUUGUGGGACGUGUAGUUCCGCUUCGAGGCCGAUCGGCUUGAUAACAACGCGAGGAAGAACGAAACAAAAAUAAAUUAGACAAAACUUCAAUAGAAUAACAAGUUUAUCAGAUUUUCGUUGGAAUAAACAUGCCUGGAUUCACCUGCUGUGUCCCUGGCUGCUACAACAACUCUCAUCGGGACAGAGAGCUACGGUUCUACACAUUUCCAAAGGAUACCACGCAAAGGGAGAUUUGGCUCAAGAACAUCUCCCGGGCCGGGGUGAGCGGCUGUUUUAGUACCUUCCAGCCCACUACGGGACACCGCGUCUGUAGCGUACACUUUCCCGGUGGCAGAAAGACCUAUACCGUUCGAGUACCGACGCUCUUCCCGCUGAGAGGAGUGAAUGAACGCAAGAAUCGAAGGGGCAGGAACAGGAAAGCGUCUGCGGCGGCUCCUGUUCCAGCCCCCAGUCCAGGCAGUAUUGUCAUCACCAACGUUGUUUCGACAGCCCCAGAUGCCGUUGAGACCGCUCAGAGCGAUGCAGUCACCGACAUAGCUGCUACUGAUGGCCCUAUCCUGGUGCAGAUCGGUCCGGACGGCGAAUACCUCGGACCAGUAAAUCCAGCCGCGCAGGGUGACGGGUCCUGUUUUACUGCAGUCGUCUCCAGCUCCACUGACCUGGCCAGGGGCGACUAUCCCCCUGCAGACUCCGCGGCCACUGCCCAGCAGCAGACUGUGCAGUACUACAGCGUUGUCAGCAAUCCGCUGGACCACGCGUACUCGCUGACCACCGGGACCACCUCGGCCGAACUGCUUCGGAAGCUGAACGAGCAGCGGGACAUCAUCGCACUCAUGGAAGUGAAAAUGAAGGAGAUGAAGGCAACCAUCCGCCAGCUGCGCGUGACCGAGGCCAAGCUACAGGAGGAGGUGCGCGAGCGGGACCGUUUGCUGUCGGCAGGAGCAGCGGUAAAGAAAAUGUGACCAUCAUUCCCACCCAAAUGAUGGAUAACUAAAGACCGUCGCGACCUAAGACUCUAACGUGAGAUGAAGGGGUCCGUGGAGAACAGAGCAAACCCUCUUUUUUACGAAAGCGAUGAGAAUUUAUUUUAUAGAGGGAUGGCAACUUGUUGGUCUACUAAUGUUAUUUUUGGCUAGCUAGUUGAUAGUAAUAAUCCCAUAGUUGCCUAUAAAACAUUGCCCAGUUUAGUCCACCCAUGUGUUUGCUAAGUGCAAGCAGCCUUUUAGGAGAGUGUAAAAUCAUUGACGAAUGAGUUCUUGUGGAUCGCCUGGCUGCAACUCUAUAGCCUACUUUCGACAGAACAUUUAAAGGGAGAUGGGGGAAUUAUUAGGCCAUUGUUUUGUUGUUAAGCUGUUUGUGUUUGUAUGUCAGUGUCUGCAGUUGAAUUCUCCUUGCAGUAUAUUAAACACCAGCUUUUCAGCUCAGAGGCCAUCCUCCAAAACUAGUUUGCUUUGUGACUCUAACUGUGGGAAGAUGUGUUGUGCAUCAUGAAAGUAUGUGUGUUUAUCAGGUGCCUAUUUCCACCAGAGACCUGGCUUGAUCCAUGGCUCCAUCUGGUUGUAAGACUUUAACACCACCUAGAGGUUCACUGUGACUGGUGUCUCAACCUUCUCCCAAAUGGUUUGAUACAGUAUCUGCAGUUGGCACUCACAUAUGGAUAUUAUGUUAACCUCUGACUGUUGAACUUUGACCUGACAGCAAUGACUGUUCUGAAACUUAAACCAUAUCCAUUUGAAGUAAAUUUAAUUUUAAAAUAAUAUAUCCUGCGUUGUUUCUUUAUCUGUUUAAAUUGUUGCAUGAGUGUUAUUAUGAGUGUUACUAAUUUCUUGGAUAUAGCUCAGUAGGCUGGAUAGUGACAUUGGUGCAGUGACCUGGAUCAUAUCAUGCAGUUGAUGUCUAUCAUUUCUAUUCCCCUUUUCAAUUGAAACAGACAUUCUUUUACAGAAAUCCACUAAAGUGAACACCAUAGGGAUCUAGAAUCAUGACUUAAUCUUAUCUUGAUUAUUGGCCUGACGUAUGUAUGGUCAAGUUCUGCAAAAAAUACCUAGUUAAGCUGCAGCUGGCCCAGCACAGAGCCGCACGUCUUGCUAUUCAUUAUAAUCAGAGGGCUAAUAUUAAUACUAUGAAUGCCAGUUUCUCUUGGCUAAGAGUUGAAGAAAGACUGACUGCUUCACUUCUUGUUCUUAUAAGAAAUGUGUUGAACAUUUCUAAUUGUUUACUUAGUCAACUUACACACAGCACUGACACACAGCUCUGACACACAGCACUGACACACAGCUCUGACACACACUUACCCCACCAGACAUGCCACUAGGGGUCUUGUCACAGUCCCCAGAUCCAUAACUAAUUCAAGUAAAUGUACAGCAUUAUACAGAGCCAUGAGUGCACGGAACUCCCUUCCAUCUUAUAUAGCGCAAGCGAACAGCAAACCUGUUUUCAAAAAACAAAUAAAGCAACAUCUGAUGGCACACUGCCUAUCCCCCA
Molecule: messenger RNA, 2492 nt
Organism: Oncorhynchus kisutch (coho salmon)
Lineage: Eukaryota; Metazoa; Chordata; Actinopteri; Salmoniformes; Salmonidae
Product: THAP domain-containing protein 11
Exons: 1
Coding region: 137-970 (277 amino acids)
Biological process (GO): regulation of transcription by RNA polymerase II
Cellular component (GO): nucleoplasm
Molecular function (GO): RNA polymerase II cis-regulatory region sequence-specific DNA binding
Source: RefSeq, a predicted model, not a curated record